Molecule: messenger RNA, 2506 nt
Organism: Apis dorsata (giant honeybee)
Lineage: Eukaryota; Metazoa; Arthropoda; Insecta; Hymenoptera; Apidae
Product: cleft lip and palate transmembrane protein 1-like protein
Exons: 8
Coding region: 718-2304 (528 amino acids)
Cellular component (GO): membrane; endomembrane system
Source: RefSeq, a predicted model, not a curated record
UUUGUUUUUUUAUCGUUAGAUGACGCAUAUUUUAUUUCUAUGUGAGCGUACUUUUCUUGUAUGGAAUCCAUCAUACCGACGGAUACAUGAAUGACUAAAGAUAGAUUCAGUUUCUUUUGCCAGCAUGGCGCUUUAUAUAUGUCACAGUUCUAUAUUUAAUCUUGAACGGAUCUUUGACACGAAUAUCAUAAAUAUCUUACUCAUUAUAUACUGUAUAUACAUAAAUAGUUAGUUAAUUUACAGAAUAUAAACUGUUACAUGAUAUUUGAUUUUUUAUACAAUAUUUUAUGAGCAAUAAUGGAACAGAGAAUGCUCACUUUUUGGAAAAUAAAAAAAAAAUAUUUCUCAACGCGGAAGAAGUACUGUUAUUUUUACUUCACGUAUUUUCCUCGCAAAAGUAUAUAUUUCGACAAAACGGCUGAUGACACAUAGAUGUCGCUAUAUAACAAACAAUGGCUGUAUUCUUAUGUUGUUAUUAAUGACAUAAACACAUUGGUUAUACUUUUAAUCCGGUAUGCAUCAGAAUGAAAAGUAUAUACUGGUCAAUCAAUUAUAUGCCAAUAAACUUGAAUGUUUAAAGUCUAUAUUGCACACACGAAGUGAUCUAUAAUAAAUAUUUAUGGUUAUACGACGCAUGUUAUUCAAUAUCAACUGUGAUUUUUGAUUCAUAUAAUUAAGAGAAAAUAAAAAAAAUAUUUUUAACAAAAAUCUAGAAAAAUGCAGUGGCCAUCCUUUACUCUUAUAUUAACGGAAUUAUUUUUAGUUUAUAUAAUUUAUUCGAUUUAUAAUUUAUCUUUAUUGUUUGUGGCACCAGCUUGUGAAGACAACAAAUUAUGCUUAACAUCAUAUUUGAAUCAAAAACCACAAUUACAAUUGCAAGUUUAUAGUUCUGUCGAUAGAUAUCCUACCGCACAACAAGUUGAUUUUGUAUAUAAUAAUAAAAAUUUUAAUUAUACUCAUGCAAAUACUCUCCCAUUAACCUUGAAUAUUCCACGCAAAACACGAAACAAUGGAACAUUGUUUCUUCAUAUUAUCAUAGCACCAAAUUCUAAGAAAUAUGAAAAAAAUAUUAAUAUACAAAAGGAUCCAUAUGUAUCUUCUAUUACCAUCAAAAUGACACAAUAUAAAGUUCCUGAAGCAGAAGCUUUUAAUUUAUUGAGUGAAAAACAUUCAGAUUUAAAAAAAAAACAAAAUUUAAUAAAUCCAGUAACACAUAUUAAGAGCCGUGUAACAUUUACAAUAAUGACAGAUGAUAUAAAACUUCCUAUACAUAAUGUACCUAUAGAACUUGUAAAUCAUUUGAAAAUUAUACAAGGCAAAACAUUUUUACCUAUAGUUAAUUGUGAUUUUUUACAAACUAGACAUCAUGAUUUAAUGAGAAUCAUGCCUCAAAACAAUACAGUUAAUAUUACAUUGCAAUAUUCUCCAAUUUCUAUUUCAAAGCUAAGAUUGUUAUUGCAUGUGGAAGCUACUAUGCAAAAUUUAAAAAAUCUUGGAUUUUCUGAUAAAGAUAUGGAUGAAGUAAAAGGAAUUUUUGUAGAUACUAAUAUAUAUAUAUUGGGAGGAACUUUUCUUAUUGCAGCCAUUCAUUUGCUGUUUGAUUUCCUUGCUUUUAAAAAUGAUGUGAGUUAUUGGAGAAGAAAAGAUAAUCUUGUAGGUCUUAGUAAAUGGACUGUUGCGUGGCGAGGAUUUAGUCAAACUGUCAUCUUUCUUUAUUUAUUAGAUGAAGGUUCAUCUUUGCUUGUACUUAUUCCUACAGGCAUUGGAUCUAUUAUUGAGAUGUGGAAAUUAAAGAAAGUGUUGAAACUUAGACUUAAAAGUAAUAAUAAUAAUAAUUAUAUGGCUGAAAUUAGAACAAGGGAAUUUGAUGCAGAAAGUAUGCGUUAUUUAAGUUAUUUAUUAUAUCCUCUUGUCAUUGGUGGUGCAAUUUAUUCUUUACUUUAUCAACAUCACAAAAGUUGGUAUUCAUGGAGUAUUAAUUCUUUAGUUAAUGGAGUUUAUGCAUUUGGUUUUUUGUUUAUGCUUCCUCAACUUUUUGUAAACUAUAAAUUAAAAUCUGUAGCACAUUUACCAUGGAAAACAUUUAUGUAUAAAGCAUUUAAUACAUUUAUAGAUGAUGUUUUUGCAUUUAUCAUUGUUACACCAACAGCGCAUAGAAUAGCUUGUUUUAGAGAUGAUGCUGUUUUCCUUAUUUAUCUUUAUCAAAGAUGGCUAUAUCCAGUAGAUAAAUCUCGUCCAGAUGUCGUUACUAUUGAUGAAGAACCUGUUGAUUUUGAAAAUUUAGAUUAUAAAAAGACAGACUAAAAUGAACUUUAUAUUAUUUAACAUUUAAUAUUUAUAUCAUAUAAAAAAAUAAAAAUUAUUAUUAUUAUUAGUCACUAUUUGAAUAAUAAUGUACAUAUUAUAAAUGCCUAAAUGCAAUUCAUAAUAUUUUAGAUGUAAUCUUUUGUUAUAUAUUUACACUUUUACAAAAAAAUGUUGAAAUAUAAAUAUUUUUCAUUAUAAU